Eruca vesicaria subsp. sativa (arugula) is the source of this 1243-nucleotide messenger RNA. The record is from the annotation of a GenBank genome assembly. Lineage: Eukaryota; Viridiplantae; Streptophyta; Magnoliopsida; Brassicales; Brassicaceae.
AUGUGGAUUAGGAAAAAUAAUGAAAUUGACAAAAGGUCACGAGGCAAUCACGUGGCAAAUACGAAGGAAAGAUUGUUCUUCUCCUCUGUUCCUGACUUUGGCAAAACCCUUCGCCCUUCUCUAGCCGGCGGUGAACGUCAAAGCCGAAAGAUUACAGCGAUGAACUUCUCCACAAGGCUCGCUGAGAAGCUUCCCGGCAUCUUACCGGUGCCCUCUCAUCCUCUCCUGCGUAAAGGACCCAUCUCCGAGUUAAGAUUCUUUGCAACUUCUAACCAUAGUAGAAGAUUGAGAUUGAGAUUACAAAAGAACAUGGUUUGGAGUUUGCAGAGAGCAGAGCUCUGUGUAGUAACCAAUUCAAGCAUAGUUCAUCCAGCAACAGAAGCUUAUGCACAAGAAGCUAUAGAAGCAAUCAAAUCAGAGAAAGUUAUUGCUGUGCCUACAGACACGCUUUAUGGAUUCGCCUGUGAUGCUUGUUCUUUAGAAGCGGUUAACCGGAUAUAUGAGAUCAAGGGUCGUAAGCUUACAAGCCCUUUAGCUAUAUGCGUUGGGGAUGUAUCAGAUAUCAAGAGAGUUGCUACAACAAACCACUUACCUCACGGUUUACUCGACUCGCUCUUGCCCGGUCCAGUCACUCUCGUCCUUCAACGAGGUGAGUCGAGUAUUCUUGAAAAGUCGUUAAACCCGGGGAUUGAUACUAUUGGAGUACGUGUUCCGGAUAGUGAGUUUAUUAGGGAAGUAUCGAGAGGUUCGGGAAGUGUUUUGGCACUUACGAGUGCUAAUCUAAGCGGUGAUAGAAGCAGCGUUUGUGUCAAUGACUUUGAGAAUCUUUGGCAGCACUGUGCUUAUGUUUAUGAUGGUGGUUUGCUUCCGUCGGGUCGUGCAGGGUCAACAAUAGUUGAUUUGAGUAGAGUUGGGAAGUAUAAGAUUAUUAGACCUGGAAGUGCGAAGGAAGCAACAGUGGCGAUACUUGAGAAGUAUUUGCUGGAAGAGGAAGAAGAAGCUGGUUAAAGCGUUGAUCUGACUUUAAAGAAUUUGAAGGUUUUGUUAUGGUUCUUACUUGAUUUUUGGUAUUGGUUUUUAUCAUAUGUAGACACUAUACAUUGAAGUGUUGUAAUACGAGAAGAUUGUUGAUUUUGAGCGUGUUGCCACCACUAACAUUAGUCGUCAGCGUUUGUAAUUUAAAGGAAUUUUUGGACUGUUUUGUAAUUUCACUAAAUUUCUUAUUGGUCCAUUUGGAACUCCA